Penicillium arizonense is the source of this 1092-nucleotide messenger RNA. RefSeq lists its product as uncharacterized. Gene Ontology annotation, biological process: protein phosphorylation; cellular response to oxidative stress; stress-activated MAPK cascade. Gene Ontology annotation, cellular component: nucleus; cytoplasm. Gene Ontology annotation, molecular function: ATP binding; MAP kinase activity. Lineage: Eukaryota; Fungi; Ascomycota; Eurotiomycetes; Eurotiales; Aspergillaceae. The record is from RefSeq and is a predicted model, not a curated record. Bases 1 to 1092 code for a protein of 363 amino acids. The transcript has 7 exons.
AUGGCGCAAUUUGUCCGAAAUACUGUUGCCGGUGGCAAUUUUGAGACGCCAGAUAGCUCCUCGUGGGAUCAAAUAAGACAGCAAUAUGUUGCAGUGAAAAAAAUACCAGAGCCGUUCAGGACGCCUUCCACUACUCAAUAUAUUCUCAGAGAAAUCAAGUUGCUGAAGCACUUGCAACAUGAGAAUAUCGUCCGUCCGCUUGAUUUGUUCAUAUCUCCCACAGAAGACAUAUAUCUCGUCACGGACUUCAUGCAGACCGAUCUGCGUACGGUUAUGAACACGAAACCCAUUAGCCAUGAAUUUGUUCAGUUCUUCUUAUACCAGAUUAUGAGAGGACUGAAAUACGUUCAUUCAGCGGGCGUGAUUCACCGCGAUCUUAAACCCGAGAACAUCCUAAUCAAUGAAGAUUGUGAUCUCAAGAUAUGCGAUUUCGGGCUGACGCGAGUCCAAGAACUGCAGAUGACGAGCUACGUUUCAACCGGAUACUACCGAGCUCCAGAAGUCAUGUUGACUUGGCAGAGGUAUGGCGAACAGAUUGAUAUCUGGAGUGCAGGAUGCAUCUUUGCCGAAAUGCUGCUAGGGAAACCUCUUUUCGCAGAAAGGGGCCAUGUGGAACAAUUCUGUGCCAUUACAGAGUUGCUUGGAACACCCGAUGAGGGAUUCCUAGCCCGAAUAGCCUCAAAAAGCACCCUGAACCUCAUUCGGUCAUUCCCUCAGCGUCAGGCUAGAGGUGUCUCAAGCGUGUUCUCGGACGUGGAUCCAAAAGGUACGUUUGAUGUCCGUGCCAGUGGGUGGACUAUUUGUUUACAGAUUGCAGCGCUCGACCUCCUCGAACGAAUGCUAGUUUUCGACCCUUACUGUCGGAUUUCUGCAUCUAUUGCUCUUACCGCUCCAUAUCUUGUUUCCUAUCACGAUCCCACAGAUGAACCAGUGGCUAAAGACACGUUCGAUGAGACCUUUGACGGAUGUUAUUGUUCUCAUGAUUCCUGGAAGCAGAAGCUGUACGCUGAGGUAUUAGAAUAUCACAAACAAUCAGAGGCUCAGGAGUCUGUCAGAAAGUGGGCCCAGUCCGUCUCGAAAGCCCAAAACUGA